GCCGGCUGCGCCUGCGCGAUUGACGUUGCUGGGCACUGGCGAACCGGCGGGGGCUGCGGGGCUGGGUCACUGUGGCCGCCCAGCGUCUCUAGCUCUGGUGUGCGCCGGGGAAGCGGGCCCCUGGCAGACGUCUCUUUGGGAUGGAGCACAUCCGUACAACCAAGGUUGAGCAAGUAAAAUUACUUGAUCGAUUCAGUACCAACAACAAAUCGUUAACAGGGACACUGUAUCUUACGGCUACGCAUCUAUUAUUUAUUGACUCUCAUCAGAAAGAAACCUGGAUACUGCACCACCAUAUUGCCUCAGUAGAGAAAUUGCCUUUGACGACUUCUGGAUGCCCACUUGUGAUUCAGUGCAAAAAUUUCAGGAUUGUGCAUUUUGUUGUUCCCAGAGAAAGAGAUUGCCAUGAUAUUUAUAACUCUUUGCUACAACUGUCAAAACAAGCAAAAUAUGAAGAUCUCUAUGCAUUCUCUUAUAAUCCCAAACAAAAUGAUUCAGAACGUUUACAAGGUUGGCAGCUCAUUGACCUUGUUGAGGAAUAUAAGAGGAUGGGAGUGCCAAAUGCAAAUUGGCAGUUGUCUGAUGCAAACCGCGAAUACAAGAUUUGUGAAACUUACCCCAGAGAACUUUAUGUUCCCCAAAUAGCAAGCAAACCAAUAAUUGUUGGUAGUUCCAAGUUCCGGAGCAAGGGAAGAUUCCCAGUUCUUUCCUACUAUCAUCAAGAUAAAGAGGCUGCCAUUUGUCGAUGUAGUCAGCCACUGUCAGGAUUCAGUGCCAGGUGCCUGGAAGAUGAACAUUUGCUUCAAGCCAUUAGUAAAGCCAACCCAGUCAAUCGCUAUAUGUAUGUUGUAGACACCAGGCCCAAACAUCGCAUGCAGAGCUGGUGGGCUACACAAAAGGACAUUGGCAGAAUUAUAGUGAGGAUUUCUUCAAAAGUCUGGAAUGAUGAGCAAAUAAGAGAAAGCGAUGAGAAAAAGCGACUGAAUGCAAUGGCUAACAGAGCAGCAGGAAAAGGCUAUGAAAAUGAAGACAACUAUUCUAAUAUUAGAUUUCAAUUUGUUGGAAUUGAAAAUAUUCAUGUUAUGAGAUCCAGCCUACAGAAAUUACUGGAAGUCAAUGGUACCAAGGGACUUUCUGUCAAUGAUUUCUACUCUGGUUUGGAGGGCUCAGGAUGGCUUCGACAUAUCAAAGCUGUUAUUGAUGCUGCAAUCUUCUUAACAAAGGCAAUAAUGGUUGAAAAUGCAAGUGUAUUGGUACAUUGUUCAGAUGGCUGGGAUAGGACUUCCCAGGUUUGUUCCCUUGGCUCUCUUUUAUUGGAUUCCUAUUACAGGACAAUCAAAGGAUUUAUGGUUUUAAUAGAAAAGGAUUGGAUCUCCUUUGGACAUAAAUUUUCAGAGAGGUGUGGCCACUUGGAUGGUGACCUAAAGGAAGUCUCACCAGUAUUUACUCAGUUCUUGGAAUGUGUGUGGCAUUUGACAGAACAGUUCCCACAAGCCUUUGAAUUCAAUGAAGCAUUUCUUCUUCAGAUCCAUGAACAUAUUCACUCUUGCCAAUUUGGAAACUUCCUUGGAAAUUGUCAGAAGGAGAGAGAAGAGCUCAAGUUAAAGGAGAAGACUUACUCCCUGUGGCCGUUUCUUUUAGAAGACCAAAAGAAGUACUUAAAUCCUCUCUACAGCUCCAAAUCUCAGAAAUUUGCAGUUUUGGAGCCAAAUACAGUAUCUUUCAACUUUAGGUUUUGGAGAAACAUGUACCAUCAGUUUGAUCAAACAUUACAUCCCAGGCAGUCUGUAUUUAAUAUAAUGAUGAACAUGAAUGAUCAAAAUGAACAAUUAGAGAAAGAUAUUAAAGACCUAGAAUCUAAAAUUAACCAACAUAAAAAAGAACAAACAGAUGGAAUUAUUACCAAGGAGUUGUUACGUUCAGUUCAUUCUGAAUCAUCUAUUCUCAAAACUUCCCUGUGUUUUAAGGAGCAGACUCUGCUACCUGAGAAUGAUUCUCUUCAAACUGUAGAGGGCAGCAGCCCAGCGGAUAAUCGUUACAGUGAAUAUGCCGAAGAGUUUUCCAAAUCAGAGCCUGCUGUGGUCAGCUUAGAGUAUGGUGUGGCAAGAAUGACGUGUUAGACUCAUAAAGUAUUUUCUAGACUGGAUGUAGUGUACAAGAAAUGGAUUAUUCUGAGAAUGAUUUAUGUUCAUAACCAAAAGGAGUUUGUCUAAUGAUGAUCUUGGAGUUUUAACAGUUGGUUAAUAAUUGAAGCAAGGAUAACAACUGCUCUUGGAAAAAUAAGUCAGUUUAGUUGCAUUUCUAGCAAGGAAUGAUAUUGAUGAGUUUACUCAAAACACAAAUUUGCACUGUAUAACAGCGGCUGGACAUUUUCAUGUGACUUAUAUUUAAUUAUAGCCAAAUAUAAAUAUAUUAUAAUUUAACUGCCAGAAAAUAAACUUGAUAAAAUGAUCCCUUACUAAUAAUCGGCAUGGCAUGUACUUUCUAUUAUGUACCUAUUCUGCCAUUAGUGAUGUUGUACAUUGAAGUGCCAUGAAAAAUGAUCCUGAGAAAACCUUAAACUCUGUUUAUUCUUUUAUGUGUCAUAGGCUGAUGCUUUUGUUUUUCUUCUUCUUUUGGUCAGCCUUGUCUUGUUUAUAAAGAAUCACCUUCUUGUUACUGCACAAGUUGCAUGCUACAAUAUUCCUAUCUAUAGAAGUAGUUGCAGAAGUAUACUCACUGUUAAGUUCAAGUUUAGGUGGUUGUUUCCUUAUUUAAAACUAAUGAAAUUCAAGGUUUUAUUCUGAUGACAGUUUGUUUGGUACUCCACUGAUGACUUAUUAACUACUUAGAUUACUGAUUUAUUGAAUAUAAAAAGUACAUUUGACUGUCUUUUAUGUAUUAAUUACUAAGCAUUCCACUGAUUCUUGA
This is a messenger RNA of Erinaceus europaeus (western European hedgehog), 2910 nucleotides long. It is a transcript of the gene MTMR6, whose product is annotated as myotubularin related protein 6. The transcript has 15 exons. Gene Ontology annotation, biological process: dephosphorylation. Bases 141 to 2120 code for a protein of 659 amino acids. The record is from RefSeq and is a predicted model, not a curated record. Gene Ontology annotation, cellular component: nuclear envelope. Gene Ontology annotation, molecular function: phosphatidylinositol-3,5-bisphosphate phosphatase activity. NCBI's taxonomy places the organism in Eukaryota, Metazoa, Chordata, Mammalia, Eulipotyphla, Erinaceidae.